AUGCAUAACGCACGGAAUACAAGUGUUGACUUUCAAAAGGUUUUUACGCAAAAUGCUACGAAAAAUAGUAAACAUCUAGUAUGCUUAAGCAGAAAUUCCAGUUUGGAGAAUAUCUUCGAAUGUUUUAUUCCAGAACCCGAAGAAUGGGUACUUGUUGCGGCUUAUGUUCUAACGUUUGUAGUCGGUGUUCUUGGGAAUAUUCUCGUCUGUUUUGCUGUUUGUAGAAACAAAGAGAUGCGAACAGUUACCAACAUAUUUAUGGUGAACUUGGCUGUGGCUGACCUAAAUGUUAUACUUGUUUUGUUGCCUUCGUCUCUGUUAGUCGACGUAACAGAAACAUGGUUGCUUGGAAAAGCAAUGUGUAAAAUCAGCAUUGCUCUUGGGACCACUUGUAUCGCCGUCUCCAUCUUAACUCUGUGUGCGAUCUCAUUAGAACGAUGGUACGCCAUAUGUCGGCCUCUCAGUUUCCAUAGCAACAUCAAGAGGGCCCGCAUCACCAUUGCCGCCAUUUGGGCAGUCUCUAUUGGCGUUGCCUUGCCUGAGCUCCUAGCUUCGACCUUGAUACCAUAUCGCCCAGACACAGUAUUCAGAACAAUGUGUUACCCUGCUCUUUGGAAAAGAAGAACGGUGGCGAACUUCCAGAUAUGUCUGAUGAUGUUCUUCUAUUUCCUGCCGCUUUGUCUCAUAGCCUGCCUGUACACGCAUAUUGCUGUCGUGCUCUGGAGGAAACGUGUUCCGGGGACAUCCGAAAUGCGUUCGAAUUUCCGCUCAGCGCAAAUAUCGAAGCGAGCAAGUACAGACAGCGACAAUCGGGUGUCUAGUCGAAGAAAGGCUGUUAAGAUGUUGGUGGUGAUUGUAGUGGUGUUUGCGAUGUGCUUCUUGCCUAACCACACACUCAACAUUCUAAGGUAUUUGGAGCAACUUAAAAAGGUUCCAAACCUGAGGAUGUUUGCUCUCAUCGCUCACUGGUGUACAUUUUUCAACAGCUGCAUCAACCCAAUUAUCUACAACUUCAUGAGCGACAAGUUCCGGAAGGAGUUUCGUGUUGCGCUCUCUCUGUGUCGCCACUGUAGUAGAGUCAGGACUCCGCAGGGAUCCAUGGUUCGUUACCAAAUGACUGCAGCAUAUACCAGGAACUUAACUGUGAAACUCAGCAACAACGAGACGGCAAUAACGAAAAGGAACAGCAGUUAA
This is a messenger RNA of Mya arenaria, 1194 nucleotides long. Its product is annotated as orexin receptor type 2-like. The transcript has 6 exons. Lineage: Eukaryota; Metazoa; Mollusca; Bivalvia; Myida; Myidae. Gene Ontology annotation, cellular component: membrane. Gene Ontology annotation, molecular function: neuropeptide Y receptor activity. The record is from RefSeq and is a predicted model, not a curated record. Gene Ontology annotation, biological process: G protein-coupled receptor signaling pathway. The coding region runs from base 1 to 1194 and encodes 397 amino acids.